CAAAACCGGCCCCCAUCCCCUACAGUUUUCCUCUCACCAUUUCCUUCGUCUCUCCUCCCAAAUCCUCCCCUCAACACCCUCAUCGUUUCCCGAAAUGGAGCUCAAAUCUUUAUCAGCGGCGUCGGAUUCUCCCUCAACCGGUGAAACUCGGUGAAAUUAUUGGGAUUCCAGUGCUUUGAGAUGGAAAGCUCGAGCUUUUCUAAGAGAUCACAGAGCAGUAACGGGAAAUCCUCGUCAAUCAAAGAUUCUAGAAAUUUUAAUGAAAUUUUAUCGCUAACGGAUGCUUCUCUCGGGAGAAAGAUGGGAACUUUGGGUGUGUCUAAGAGGCUACUGAGAAAUUUUAGCCAAAACUUGAAGAAAAAGAACAAGAAAAAUAGGAAAAGGGACGACCUUGGUAGCUUUCUUAUUGAAGAGAGGGCACUAGAGAGACCCUCUUCCAAUUGCUUCAGCCUUUACAUUAAAGGUGGUGGGUGUAGUAGAGUAGGCUCUUGCGAAGAAAUCGACAUAAACAGUUUGAGAAAAUUAAGCAUCUCCGAAGAUUGCCUUCCGGCUAAGGCGAUUGAGAAGAGAAAUUCGAGGAAAUCGAAGGCCUUAGAGCCCGAAAUCUCACUUCCCACUGAUGUAAUAGAGAGGAUAUUGGUUAGGCUCCCCCUAAAAACUCUUGUAUCAUCACGACUCGUGUGCCGAAAGUGGAAUCAAAUGAUAAUUUCACCGUAUUUCGCGCGGCUGAGAUCGAGAUGUGGUUAUAACAAUCCAUGGUUGUUCUUGUUUGGAUUAACGAGGAAAGGUGUCCAUCUUGGGGAGGUUUUUGCUUUGGAUGUUGGUGAAGAUUGUUGGUAUGUUAUUCGAAAUGAGUUGUUAGAGGAGAGGGUUUUGUACUCAGUUGCUAGCAUUGGGAUGGAUGUUUAUAUUGUUGGCGGGCGCACUGGUUUAAGAACGCAUGAAGGGGUUUUAAUGUUUAGUCCUUUGACAAACACAUGGAAUGAAAUUUCUCCGAUGAAGGUGGCAAGAUCCGAAUCUGUGUUGGGUGUCUUUGAAAUGAGUUCUAAUUGUAGUAUUUUCCAAAAAAGAAAGAACAGGCAAAGCCAAAAUCGGCUCAAGUUCAAGACUCGUAAUUGUGGGGUUUCUGAGGUAUACGAGGACCCUCAUAGAUUCUCUCUUCGACGACAAUUUAGGGAUGCUUUCAAUGAGAGCCCUAGUUCAGUAGAAACCAGGAGAGAACCAUCCAAGGUAGAUGUACAACAGGUCAAUAAUCAACCCAAAUUCGCUUUGAUUGUUGUUGGAGGUGUUGGAUCACUCUCUGAGCCUCUCCGUUCAGGAGAAAUCUAUGAUCCUGCAACCGAUAAUUGGACGGAGAUUUCAGGAUUACCUGAAGAACUCGGGUCGGUUAGCUCUGGUGCUGUUUGUAAUGGGAAGUUUUAUGUUUAUUCAUUCGUGUCUAACAAAAUUGCGAGCUAUGAUCUCGAGAGAGGCUUUUGGGUUUUAAUCCACACAUCUCAACCUCCUCUCUGUAUCCGACCAUACAGACCAAAGCUCGUUUCUUGUACAAAUCGUCUCUUCAUGUGUUGUGUUUGUUGGUCAGAAGGAGACGAGCAAGUUGCAAGAAAGCUUUUUGAGCUCGAUACUGUGGCAAAUUAUUGGAGUGAAGUGUCAAGACAUCCAGAUGCGCCGAUGGAUAAAUACGCGACGUUUGUAGCGGUCGGAGAGAGGAUUUAUGGGUUGGAUAUGUUUAGGGUUUUUGGUCAGGCAUUGGAUUUUUUAACGGCGUGUAAUGUUUCUAAUGAUGAGAUGGGGUGGAGUCGAGUUACAAGGAAGCACGCGGGUCAUGAAGCGUGUGAUUUCUCGUGCAGAACGAAGUCGAUGGUAAUCCUAAAUUUGUAAUUUUUAUCCUGUUGCUUUUUCUUUUCUUUUUUAUCUGUAUGUUAAUUUUUAUUCUGAUAGGGGAAACAUUAUAAAAUUUACUAUUUGUUGGUU
Messenger RNA from Asparagus officinalis (garden asparagus), 1974 nucleotides. RefSeq names its product F-box/kelch-repeat protein At5g42350-like. The coding region runs from base 181 to 1881 and encodes 566 amino acids. The record is from RefSeq and is a predicted model, not a curated record. The transcript has 2 exons. Gene Ontology annotation, cellular component: SCF ubiquitin ligase complex. Lineage: Eukaryota; Viridiplantae; Streptophyta; Magnoliopsida; Asparagales; Asparagaceae. Gene Ontology annotation, molecular function: protein binding.